CAGCGGGAACUAGCCAAUCACAGGCUUGGCGUAUUUUACAAACUGGGAGAGCCGCAGCAGCUUAAACCCAGAAAAUCGGCGAAAAAGCUGAGAGGGUAGAGGUGACCCCGAGGGGCUCCUGGAGAGCCGCCAUGACCACCCUCCACGCUAGGAAGAAUCCCCUCCUCCGAGGUGUGUCUCCCACCCCUAGCAAGAUUCCAGUACUCUCUCAAAGAUGCCCAGAUUCUUCUUCAGUCAAGUCGCGCUCUCAGGACCGGGAGAACCAAGAUCCAGGGAGACUAGCUGAGAAGCCACCGCUCAGUACUCAGCGCCCACUCAUCGGCUCAGCAGGUCCCAGAUCGAAAACCCUGCACCACACAGAGAAAUCACAGAAAUUGGGGAUCACUCAGCCUCGAAACCCUUUGGAGGAACUCAAGCCUAGCUGUGGGGAAUCCAAUGUGAGGCUUGUGCCCCACACCCAGACAGAGGCUCCAGGGGCUAUAGAGUUUGUUGCUGACCCUGCAGCCCUGGCCACCAUCCUGUCAGGUGAGGGGGUGAAGAGCUGUCCCCUGGGGCGCCAGUCCAGUCUGGCUCAGAGAGUACUAGUUCGAGGGAGCAAGGGAGGCAACACCCAGAAGGGCCAGAGUGCUAGGUCUUCGGCAUACUUGGCCCCCAGGACCCCCAUCCAUCAAUUAGAUCCUGCCAGGGCUUCCUGCUUCUCAAGACUGGAGGGACCGGGACCCCGAGGCCACACUUUGUGUCCACAGAGGACAGAGGCUCUAAGUCUACCUUCAGGAUCAUCUUCCUCUCAUCCCUCCACUCGCCCCAGUUUACAGGAGCUAAGAAGAGAGACGUGUGACAACAGCAGGACUUCCGCAAGCCAGGCCUCCAGAUUGCUCCUGAAGACCCCAGUUCAGCCUGGAGAACAUAAGGCUGUCCCUCAUUCAGAUGAAGGAGGAAGAGCCCUUCUGGGUCUGGCUCAACGAGUGCCAUUAAGAGGAACUGGAGAAACAAUGCACACCAGAACCUCGUAUUCAUCCUUGAAACGGCUCACCAUUCGUCCGAAAACCCAAUUCACGCCCCUCCGAUCAUUACCCAGAGUUCAGCAAACCCAGUGGCUGAGUGGUCUCUCCCCUCACUCCUCCCCUGAAGAGCCUGCCAUGCCCUGGGAGCAGAUCGCUGUAAGGUUGUUUGACCAGGAGAAUUGUAUCACACUGCAGAAGGGAUCUGGGAAACCCCCUGUGGCAAGCACUUCUGGACCUCACCCCAGCAAAACUCCCAACAUCCAGGAGCUGAAGAUGCAGCGCAUCAGCCUUCUGCAGCAGCUCCUGCGACAGGAGAUAGAGGGGCUGGCAGGGGGCAAAUGUGCCCCUCUUAAUGGAGGCUCUGCCCUAGAGAUGACUGAACUUCAGCCCCCGCUGGCUGACAUUUCUAAAACUCUGAGUGCUCCAGAACACAAUUCUGGAACUUCCCUUCUGGGACUGUCAAAACACUCUGGUGUGACAGAGCCAUGCAUUGCAGAAGAGUGUGAGGAGCCACAGACCCACCUUGCAGAAAAGCAUGGGGAGCCACAGGCCUGUGCUGGGCAGGAGACUAAGGUGGUUCAACCCAGCUCUACCACAGAACCACAGCCCCCCAUGCCAUGCUGCAGAGCUGGGCCAGAGCCACCAGACCCUUGCCUUCCAGCACUGCCUGGAUCCCUUCUGCCCGGUUCUCAAGGACAGGCUGGAUCCCUUGAGGCCUGCCCUAGGAUAGAGCUGGAACCAUCGGCAACCUACUCUCUGGAAGCUAGGAAUCUAGAGUCUAGCCCGAGGCCCUGUUGCAGUCAGGGGUCUCCAGCAACCACCAGCUUGACCUUCUCUUCACAAAGCUCACUCUGUGCCAUCCCCCCUAUCCACUCACUCCAGUCUUUGAGGUCCCCAGCAGGCCAGUCAGGCCCCAACAGUCUGGCUCCUCGAACUCUGGCACUGAGGCAGCGCCUCAAAGCAUGUCUCACCGCCAUCCACUGCUUCCACGAGGCUCGCCUGGAUGACGAGUGUGCCUUCUACACCAGCCGAACCCCACAUCCUGGGCCCACCCGGGUCUGCACCAACCCUGUGGCCACAUUGCUUGAAUGGCAGGAUGCCCUGCGGUUCAUUCCAGUUGGUUCUGUGGUCCCACAGGACUCUCCAUCAUGACUGCAGCCUCCAUGGUCUUCUGUUCUGCUUCACACCCUUCCUUCUUUGCCUUAUUUAUUGUUGUCUGCCCAUUGGACUGGGAGCCAACACCCUUUUAUCCUCUAAUAAAGUUUCUAUAAAUUGUGA
Mesocricetus auratus (golden hamster) is the source of this 2282-nucleotide messenger RNA. RefSeq names its product trophinin associated protein (gene Troap). Lineage: Eukaryota; Metazoa; Chordata; Mammalia; Rodentia; Cricetidae. The record is from RefSeq and is a predicted model, not a curated record. The coding region runs from base 132 to 2156 and encodes 674 amino acids. The transcript is spliced from 14 exons.